CUCUCACUUAUAUACUCCCGGGUUGGAGACUUGCUGUUGCACAUUACCCUAUUCUCUAAUCAUCCUUCGACACCAUAACAGAUCACUCUGGCUAGUGACUUAUUAUCAAAAUGCAGCUGACCAAGACUCUCCUCUUCGCCCUCGUCGGCACCGCCUUCGCCUCCCCCAUCGAGAAGCGCCAACUCUCCGUCAUCCAGAGCGCCGUCACCUCCGUCCAGGGAGCUCUCACCAAGCUCAACACCGCCGUCCAGGGCGUUGGUAACGAUGCUGCAUCCGCACAACCCAUUCUGGCUGCUUCCACUGAGGUCCAGGACACCCUGACAAAGGCCGCCACCGAUAUCCAGGGUGCUCAGUCUCUUCAGCUCCAGGAGGCUCUCGGCCUUCAGCAGACCGCCACCGAUCUCACCUCUUCCGCAACUACCUUGAUUGACAGUCUCGUCUCCAAGAAGUCCAACUUUGACCAGAUCGGUGUCUCCAGCGUCGUCCUCCAGAACCUCCAGCAACAGAAGACCGCCUCCGCCAGCCUCGGAACCGCCAUCGUCUCCAAAGUUCCCGCUAUCGGCCAGGGCAUCGCACAGCAGAGCAUUGACCAGAUCACUGCCGCCCUCGACAAGGGCAUCCAGGCCUUCUCCGCUGGUGGUGCGUAG
This is a messenger RNA of Colletotrichum phormii, 647 nucleotides long. Its product is annotated as hydrophobic surface binding protein A-domain-containing protein. The record is from RefSeq and is a predicted model, not a curated record. The transcript is spliced from 2 exons. Gene Ontology annotation, cellular component: extracellular region. NCBI's taxonomy places the organism in Eukaryota, Fungi, Ascomycota, Sordariomycetes, Glomerellales, Glomerellaceae. The coding region runs from base 111 to 647 and encodes 178 amino acids.